AUGAAUGUUCCCCACUCUCUCCUCGCACGACCAGGACCGAAAGAAUGCGACAAAGCAUGUCAGACGUUUGCUGAUAUUCUAUCAUCCUCUCUGACUUUCGAAACCACAGGGCGAGACAUCGACGCUACAGAGAAAAAGGAAUGGGAGCACGAGGUACAGGGUUGGCGCGAACUCUGCACGCUAAUGUGCCGCGGCAAGGCUGUCGAUAGCGCAACGGAAAACGGGAUCAAGUCAGGUGGAAAUGGAGGAUUUACGCGGCUGACGGCAAAAUGUUUGAUGACGCUCGAACGCGUAGAGGAUGUAUUGGAAUGCGAAGCGUUGAGGAAGGAGAUGGAGCAAGCCGGAUUCUGACGUGAAGAUCUUCCGACCGCUCCGAUCCCGUAUGUGAACCUGAAUGCUGUGUGUUUCGGUCCACACCUACAGAAGCUGGAUUCUGAAGUGAAAGUAAUCCGCCUGCUCCAAAUAUGGCACACCCAUAACAAAGCGUGCACAAUGGUUUAGGAUUUCCGAUACAUGCCAGCAACUAGCACAAACACACGGACGAAAUCUGCCGAAUUUAACAAUAGGUGACUAGAGGCCGCUCAACUCUGUUGACAAGCAGUCAAACCAUGCUGAAAAGACCUUGAGUUCCUAUAUGAUUUAUGUGAAUGUACAAAAAGGUCUCCCUGUGUGCAACUGUAAAUCAUUCGAUAUCCUCUUCCCAUAUCUCAUUUGUUUGGGAAACCCCCUCUAUGUUCCGCAACCAGCGCCUUCGUGGACUAGCUGGUGUAUUGGAGUUAGAGUGCCAGCCUGCGGAAGGGGUGGGAAAAGCGCUAUCCGAUUCCUUCGGUGAACUCCCCUGAACAACUUCAUUCUCUCGCGAUAGGCCUUGCUGGUCAUUGAAUGCCGAUGUCUCGGAAUCUGCGCUAUUUAGAGGAACAGGAAUAUUGCCUGCAUUACGCUGCAGACGUCUAAUGCUAUCAACGAUCGCCGAUUCAGUUCUCGGUGACAUCAACGAUUCAGAUGAAUAUGCGCGACCAAGCAACGGCUUUAUUGGAACCAAGUCGAGUGAAGAGGGGAAUUCCCGCGGGCCCGGAACCGACCGCCGAUUCCCAUGAUCCGUAUCUGACUGCUCUUCCUGGCUCACUUCCCCCGUAUCGGUCGCAUGUUGCAGUCUCCUUACGGCCACUAUAGCAGCAUAUUCACUUUGUGGGGUCAAGGCAGACACUGAAUCUGAUAAAGUGCGACGGUGCCCUCUUUUAAGAGUUCUUAUUUGUAGGCGCGGCAUCCCUUGCACUGGAUCGCUUGGCGACCGUCCAUGCAAGUAUGGUUCACUUUUGUAUCUGAAUCGUCCGGUAUUUAAUCCCCGCACUUCGCUACGCUCCUGUGAUCCCAAGUCCCCUUCCCCUAUAUCCUCGAAAAUGGUGUUUCUUAGCAUGCCUUUUGAUGAAUAUUGGGCCCCAACGAGGCCUCCUCUGCUACCACUCAAUCGGUUUCCAAGUCGCGGCAUAGGUGGACGGAUGGGUAAACCAAGGUUCAAUUCACUUGAAAACGCAGCACGGGAUGCUAAGAGGUUGACUGAAGAAAAUAUUCGAGAUCCGAAAAGCUGUGCAUGAUUCAAAGCAGUCUGGCUGGGACGAGACAAGAAUAGAGAGGUGGUAGAAGAUGAUUCGGAUGAAGAUCUUGACGUCGCAGAUGGCGACUCUGAGGUCGAGGAAAGAGUGUCGGCGGAAGGAUGCUGAACUUGAUUUUCUGUUGGCGGCCGGCUCCCUUCCCAUGUCUGGACUAUCUCGAUGAGACAGAUGUAAGCGGCACAUGCGACCAAUAAUAUUAUGGAUCCAAUGAGUUGGAGGGUGAAAGUAGUGUUCACAGCGGCCAAAGGCCUAGAGAUGAAUACAGGUAUUCCCGACAAUAUGGUACCGACUGCUGCCAAAAAUACAUUCAGUCUUCGAGAUGCCGGAUAGGGAACAGCAAGUUGUACAUUGGUAGCGGCGUUUUCUUGUGGAGCCGACGCUAUGUUUUCGCUGGGCUGUUCAUUCCCACCGGGGUCUUGCGCGGCGUCAGGUUUCUCUACCAAGCUAUCUUCAGGCUGCCAGC
Spizellomyces punctatus DAOM BR117 is the source of this 2076-nucleotide messenger RNA. RefSeq lists its product as uncharacterized. The record is from RefSeq and is a predicted model, not a curated record. NCBI's taxonomy places the organism in Eukaryota, Fungi, Chytridiomycota, Chytridiomycetes, Spizellomycetales, Spizellomycetaceae. The coding region runs from base 1 to 351 and encodes 116 amino acids. The transcript has a single exon.